AAUCAAUCAACUCAACGAACAGAAAAAAGGCAAGAUUCGCGAUUCUUCCCACUAGAAAAGAAAACGAAUGCGUGCGUGGUGUGAAUUUUGGUUUCUGGAAGGAAAGUAAAAGCAACCUCCGGUUCAGUGUUAUCGGUUUCGUGUUUUCGUCGCGGAAAAUAACAAACGUGCGCGGUAAUUUUCGUGUUUUCGCGGUUCGAUGUUCGUGUCGUGAGGGAAAAAUUCCCCGAAUCGGAAGGAAUCACUCAGCGGCAGCACUUCCUUUCAAAUUUAUUUUUUCGCCUGCUGCUGCUGCUGCUGGCGCGGUUGAAGAGACAACGACGACGGCGACCACUCUUUCAGCAAGACGAAGGAAAAGUUAGCAUCGGUUUGGCAGAGGGCAUCUGAUUCCGAUCGGUGGAUCGGAUUGUGCACCGGGAGUCAGUUUCGUCAUUUUAGUGCUUCUGCAGUGACCAAACCUGCCCCAAUUAUUGCCGCCAGCUGACGGCAUCGACGUCGCAGACGACGAUGCACAGUGCGCCAGCUUCGUCCGGUAGAGGUCGCGGAGGCAAACGCCAAGAACAAUCGCUCUACAGUCCCGGCAGUGGUCCGCUGCGGAAGUCGGAAAACUCCGGCAGUAAUCGUUCGCUGAAUUCGCUGGGCGGUGGCGACGGGCCUUCAUCGAUGGGUCGCGAUCGGGACCGCGAUCGAUCCGACUGGGGCGGUCAAGGCGACGAGUGGCGAUCGGUCAACAAGAAGGAAAGAAACCACAAGAAGCACGACUACUACGAGCAACAGCGCCACAAAAACGAUGCACCGCCGGGCUUCCGACAGGCUUCCGAACCGCGGGUCCUUUCCACCAACCCGCCCAAUGUGAACUACAACCGGCCUCAGGAUCGCCUGCGCAACGAGCGGGACACCCGAAGCGUUGAAUCCAACUUCGGUGGACGCGGCGGCGGUGGCCCCAAGAAACCCCAAUUGCCUUUAAACAUCGAGUCUCUACCGCCUCGGAUGCAAAGCAAGAUCCUCCAAGAUCACGGUCUCCCGCCGGACUACCUGGAGAACCUGCGCAACGAGCAGGCCAAUGCGCAUCCUCCGCAGAGCUGGUCGCACACGCUUCCCAUGUCACCUCGCUCGCGGCCGUCGGGAAUGCGAGGUGGCGGUCGGAAUCGAUACUCAGGGAACUACCAAGGUGGCUACCAGCCGGAUUACCGGGCCCGGACCCCAGUCGAUCUGCAGCGCCCGCGCAGCCGAUCGUCGGAUGUGGGAGCCGAUCAGGACGAUCAGUACCACCACCAGCAGCAACAUCCGCCGCAGCAGGACUUUGACAGACCUCCGAGGCCUAACAGCAGAAACUCCAGCUGCGAUCCGAACGAUCGCUGGAACAGCAACUAUGGGCUUCCCCCGAGGGAGCAUGUUAGUAUUGGGCCGCCGCCUGGAUUCCGCAAGGACAGUGCUCGCAUCCGUCAGUUCUCGGACGGCGGAAUGAUAGAGGAGAACGAUGGCAGAAAAUCUGCCGGAAAGUUGGACUGGGCUGACGAUGUCGAGCGGGAAGCAAUGCAAGAAAAGACUGCCAACAGCACUCUCAACAAUAACAACAGCAACCACAUCGGCCACAACAACAGCACUAGCAGUAGGAAUAGACGCCGACAUCGAAGUAACUCCCGCUCGAGCAACGACUUCUACGACGAGGGAAGCUUCAAGGUUCCCUACCCGGCGACAAAGGGUAGCGGUGGAAGCAGUGGCCGCAGUCGGCGCAAUUCACAGUCCUCCAACUUGAGCCGCGAGAACAGCAUGGAUCGCGCGGCUUACGGCGGUGCCCGUGGCAGUCGUGGUGGAAAGCAGCACUACGGCAACCGAGACGGCAGCCAGGAUCGGUACUAUGAACGGGGCGGCGACGGAGGAAGGUACGGCGGCCAUCGGAAGGGCGGUAACGGCGGGGAUCGGUACAGCAACAGCAGGGACAACAGUAUGGACCGCGGCAAUUGGCAAAGAGGUGGAGGCGAUUCCGGAAACUGGAGAGGAGUUGACGAUGGAAUUGAGAAGGCAGACGCGAAAAUCGCGGAAAUGACGAAGCAAUUUGAAGAGCAUAUAGGAAUUCAGAAAGGUCCCGGUGUGUUGGUCCUUCCGCCGAAGAUUCCUUCAAUCGGUGGACACCUGCCACGGGACGAACAACUCAGGGAAGAUAGUUCAGGCAAUGCACGGACAUUGUUCGAUCCGAAGAAUCCGAACAAACCGAUUAUGAUCACUCCGUCUCAAACUCGUAACUACAAUCCUCCGGAGAACCUGGAUGAAUUGGGUUCCUCCACCGGUGCUAACGAACGCAAACGAAUAGCCAGCGGCAAUCAACUCGGUAGUGUGCGUCCUCCCUGGUAUGACACCACCGCCCCUCAGGCCAAUCUGCUUCGCAACAAAGACCUUGUCCGCCAGCUUGAAGUGGCCGAUAAUCGCCUUCAAGAGCUACUUCUCAGCGGAAACCUAUUCCGUGAAUGGGACGUGUACCUCCAAAUCAGAAAUGACCUACAAAAACUGCUGGAAACCUUCCUCCUGUCGGAAAUGCGCUUCUCCCAGGACAUCAACAUUGAGCAUCACUUUUGGAAGCUUCUCUACUACAACAUCAUCGAGCAGAUGCGUAAACUUUUGGCGGAAGACCCGGAUCAGAACAACCGGGCGUACUACCGCGAAAGGGCUCUGGACAUCAUAGAAAAUGGGUCGCACUUUUUCGAGCACCUCCUGACCCUGCUGGAGAAGCAGUUCAAUUUCAGUUUGGAGAACUUCAUCGGCAUAAACGCGGCCACCAACACGAAGGGUCUAAAAUGUGGCCUGGCGCUGGUAUCCGCUCAGAAAAUUUUCCUCUUCCUGGGCGACCUGGCCCGAUAUCGCGAACAGAUCAACGAAGCGAAUAACUUCCGCAAGGCGAAACAGUGGUACGUGAAGGCCCAGCAGAUCAUGCCCAAGAACGGCCGACCGUACAACCAGCUGGCGCUGCUCUCCGUCUAUGCUAAACGCAAAAUUGACGCUGUGUACUUCUACAUGCGUAGUCUGAUGUCAUCCAAUCCGUUUGAGUCGGCUCGCGAGAGUUUGAUGGAUCUUUUCAACGAGACUAAGAAGAAGUACGAGAGCAGCCAGCGGAAGCGCGAGGAGAAGAACCGGGCCCGGCUCAAAGAGAAAGAGCACCGCUUCGAUGGCCACCUGCGGCGCGAAACGUGGAUCCAUCCGGAGGGUGGCUCCCGGGUGCACCGGACGGCGCCAUUGGACCCGAUGGCCGGCCGGACCGGUGACACCAGCGAGGAAGAGGAAGAGGAACUGCGCCAGCUCGAUUCGAUCGAGUUGAACAAGCGGUUCAUCGUGAGCUUCCUGCACGUGUUGGGCAAGCUGAUCACGAAGACCGGCAUGGAGUCGUUCACGCCGUGUGCGAUCCAGAUGCUGCGGGAGUUCCGGGCGCUGAUCCAGCACUCGCCGAUUGCGGUCACCUCGCACCGGCUGCUGCAGCUGAUGUCGCUGAAUAUGUUCGCGAUUGAGAUCACCAAGCUGAAAGACUCCACAAUUGCCCCGGGAGCGCGCUCCGAAGUGCAGGAAUGUGCCCUCUCGAUCGGGCUGCUCAUGUUUGGCAUCAUCCUGGAGCGGUUCAUCCACGUGAUACAGAGCGCAUCGUGCGGUCCCAGCAGUGGGAAUGCAAGCAAUCCCGGCACCAGAAACGCGGAUCCCGCCGGCGGCGGCAGCAGCAGUAGCGGUAGCAGCAGCAGCAUCAGCAACAAUGACACGAAUGAGUCGCUGCUGCAGGCGAUCGCCAGCAAGGAGAACGCAAUCGCCGAGAACCUCAAGCAGCUCGACUUGGUGGCUGGCACGAAAUCAACACCUCAGUCCGGCAGCGGGAACCGGACCGCAAAGGAUAAUAGGCUAAACGAUGGGAACGCCCCUUCAACAACGUCGACGGCGACGGCCCCGCUGGGGUCAUCCAAUAUUGGUAGCAGCAACAGCAGCAGGAGCGAAGUCCGACAGAAAUUGGUGCUGCAGGAGGACGCCAAGGCGAUUCUGCCCGCAAUUAAGGUGUGGUGCGACUGGAUGCUUUAUCACACCGGCACGUGGAAUCCACCGCCCUUCUGCACGGACUACAAAAUAGGUGCUUCCACCGGACACGACCCGUGGUCCGGCCUGUCCGACCUCAUGACACUGCUGGCCCGGCUGGAUACCAACAAGGAGAUUCUCGCGCUGGAAUCGAAACAAGGUUUCGAAGUCGUUCGGCUCCAGGAGGACAUCACCCUGGCAGGAUUCACCCCGCUCAUGUACAAAGGCCCCGAGCCCAUUUUCACACACGAGACACGCGACAUGGAGGAAGCCCAGAACGCACUUCGAGUGCAGAAGCUGAUAUUCUUCGGAACGGGUCACCUGUGCACGUGUAAACCGCCGGUGCUUCAAAAAGUAACGAGUCAGACCGGUGCGGACGAGUUCAUCAGCAUUGUGCAGAACCGAAUAGAAGGGUCCAGCGACUCGGAGAUCCUUCUGGAGAGUUUCAGCGAAGACGAGAGCGAAAGUCAACCCCCGCUGCAGAACAGCAGCGGUAGCAAAGAUCAGGAGAAAACAAAAGCUUCCCAAGAUCACGGGCAGCGGAAGAAGCACCCAAAUAGCAGUAGUAAAGAGCAAGAAAACAAUCAAAAUGAAGCGGAAAGCAAGAAGAAUAACAACAAUAACACCUCCAGUAGUAACACGAAAUCCAGUGGGAAGAAACGUAAAAAUAGCAGCAACAACAACAACAACAAUAGUAAUAACAAAGACAACAAUAAUAGCUCCAACAGUACUAGCAAUUCCAAUAGUACAAAUAUCAAUAACAAUAACAAUAGUAGUAGCAACAAUAACAACGCCAACAGUGCUGCCGUUGCCAGCGGUGCCGAUGCGGUGGAUCAGAAAGCGGUGGCCGGGAAGAGCAAUCAGGAAAUCCGAAAGCUGCUUCGCCGAAAGGACGAACUGGAGCGCAAGCAGAAGAUGCAGGAGAAGUACACCCAACGAUUACAGGACAUCCUAUCGCAGAGUACGAUCGCCCUGAUGAUCGAAGUCCGCCCGCGAUCUCUGGUCCCAGAUACCAACUGCUUCGUAGACUAUCUGUCCAAAAUCGAGAGUAUUGCCCGGGCGCACCCGCUCUACCAGUUGAUGGUUCCUAUUGUUGUGAUCAACGAACUGGAAGGCCUGUCCAAAGGAAUCAAACCCGGUACGAACGCGGGUGUCGUGCCGAACGCAACCACAGCCGGAAUCAUCACGUCCAAGCUAGCGUCCAGCGUGUCGGUGUUCCCGGCGGGCAAAUCCCCCUCAUCGGUCGAUCGGCGGUUCGACCCACUGCACGCCGAAAAGGUUGCCGCUGCCUCCAAACAGGCACUGGACUUUAUCAGGAAGAAGAAUCCCGCCCUGAAAUGCGUAACCACAAAAGGAUCGAUACUCAACACGUCCACGUUUACCGCCGAGGACGGUGACGACGUGCAGAUGUCCAACGAUGAUCGAAUUCUGAAAACUGCCUUAAACCUGUGCCGCGACCACACGGAGGAGAAACGAGGGGAAGUUCGUUACAUCAUCCGGGACGUGGUCCUCCUGACGACGGAUCGGAACCUCCGAGUGAAGGCCCUGUCCAACGAUCUACCGGUACGGGAGCUACCGGACUUCAUCAAGUGGGCCGGGCUCGGGUCGGCGUAGAGUACGUAGUUAGCCAGCAGUUCCUCCCGGAUUCUCCUCCCGCUCCACUACUAGCCCCGCGAUAGCCGAGAGAUAGCUAGCCGCGAACGGACAGCGCGAUGAUCGAGCAGACAUCCCCCCUCGGCGAGGGAAAGUACUAUGAUAAUAUUACAAAACAAAACAAAAACUUUAAUUAAUUAGUAGUGACACGUGAAAGUUAUCUCGUUCGUUCAGUCGCUAUAGGUUUUCUUUUUCUUUAUUUUAAUCAUUUUUUUAAAUAUUCCGUUUGAUUGCGAAUAACUAUAACUGAGCGUUUUAUGCGAAACCUGACUGUUCGAACCCGUCUUUCGAAGUAAUUUUUUUUUUCUGUUCAUAUUUUACAUUUCUAUCAUUAGAACUAUUUAGUUGCCUUUAAUUGUGUUUCGAUUCUAAUUUACUCUCAGCUUGAAAGUAACUUAUUAAAUUGUAAUAUGUUUAAAGUUCGUUCGUUGGAUCGUUGACUCCUGAGAAAAGGUACGAGUGUAAGAGAAAAAUAAAAUGAGCAAAGAAGGAAAUACCUACA
This is a messenger RNA of Armigeres subalbatus, 6202 nucleotides long. RefSeq names its product telomerase-binding protein EST1A (gene Smg6). The record is from RefSeq and is a predicted model, not a curated record. Gene Ontology annotation, biological process: nuclear-transcribed mRNA catabolic process, nonsense-mediated decay. The transcript is spliced from 17 exons. Gene Ontology annotation, cellular component: telomerase holoenzyme complex. Gene Ontology annotation, molecular function: protein binding; telomerase RNA binding; telomeric repeat DNA binding. Lineage: Eukaryota; Metazoa; Arthropoda; Insecta; Diptera; Culicidae. The coding region runs from base 508 to 5661 and encodes 1717 amino acids.